Messenger RNA from Hydra vulgaris (swiftwater hydra), 588 nucleotides. The record is from RefSeq and is a predicted model, not a curated record. Lineage: Eukaryota; Metazoa; Cnidaria; Hydrozoa; Anthoathecata; Hydridae.
AUGAUAAUGAUAACAAAAGUAAUAAUUAUAACUUAUAACAGUUUUAAAAAUAGGUGAAAAAAAUUUAAAAUGUGUUCUGAGAACUGGUUAUCUUCGUCUUAUGUAAGUGGUUCGCAAAGCUAUCCAGUUUUUAACUGUAUGGAUGAUAUUUGGAAGAACGAAUUAACGAACAGAUGGUGGGUUCUUUCUGCUUCAGCAGUUCCAACUUUCGCUUUGUUUAUCCUAAUAUUUUCGUUUAUAAUCUAUAGUCAUUAUAAAAACGAACAACUAAUUGCUAAAUACCGUAUUUUGAAGGGAACAGAUGCACGGGCUCCAAACCUAAUAAGCAUCCGUGAAUACAACUGUAUUGUUGAAAUAAUGAAAAAAAGCCAGAAAAGAAACAAAAAAUUUAUAAAUUUUAAUAUAAAUAACUUGCAGUCUGGAACGGAAGCGUUUAAUCUGAAAACUAAUCAAAUUUUAGUGGAGCCCAAACUCUCAAAAACGCCAUCGGAUCCAGCCAACGUUUCACUUGCAAAAUUGCAAACAGCGUUUUCAUUGUGACCUAAAACGUACGAGAUUCACUACUCCCAUAACUUCUGGUUCAAUAUA